This is a messenger RNA of Entrophospora sp. SA101, 984 nucleotides long. The record is from the annotation of a GenBank genome assembly. Lineage: Eukaryota; Fungi; Glomeromycota; Glomeromycetes; Entrophosporales; Entrophosporaceae.
AUGACCAAUCAAAUUUGGUCGCGUUUACAAAAACCUAAUACUAAAUUGAGUGAUAAACGCGAUGUUCGUGCAGAGGUACUACCUGGGCAUUCACUCGAAACUCAUCAUGAGGAUAUGAUACAUGAUGCUAAACUUGAUUAUUAUGGGAAAAAAUUGGCAACAUGCUCUUCUGAUCGAUCUAUAAAAAUUUUUGAAAUUGAUGGAGACAGUCAACGAGAAAUAGAAACAUUAAAAGGGCAUGAAGGACCGGUUUGGCAAGUUGCUUGGGCACAUCCAAAAUUUGGUAAUAUCCUAGCAUCAUGUUCUUAUGAUAAUAAAGUAAUUAUUUGGAAAGAACAAAAUGGAUCUUGGAAUAAAAUCCAAGAACAUAAACAUUCAGCAUCUGUAAAUUCAGUUGCUUGGGCACCUCAUGAGCUUGGUCCAAUUUUAGCAUGUGCAUCGUCAGAUGGAAAAGUUUCUGUUUUAACAUUUAAAGAUGAUGGAGCAGCUGAUAUACAAAAAAUUGAUGCACAUUCGAUUGGUGUUAAUUCUGUAAGCUGGGCACCUGCUACAAUGCCAGGUUCACUUGUACAAAUUACCGGUGGGGCACAAAAUGUUAAUGUCACAAAAAAAUUUGCUUCAGCAGGCUGCGAUAACAAUAUAAAAAUCUGGAUUUAUAGUGAUAACGAAUGGAAAGAAGAAUGGAAUUUGGACGGGCACACAGAUUGGGUUCGUGAUGUAGCUUGGGCUCCUAAUGUAGGGCUUUCUAAAAGUUAUUUAGCUAGUGGAUCUCAAGACAAAACUGUUUUGAUCUGGACUCAAGAAACACCAAACUCUCCAUGGACUAAAAAACAACUUAAUGAGAAAUUUUUGGAUGCAGUUUGGAGUGUCAGUUGGUCACUUUCUGGUAACAUAUUAGCAGUUGCUACUGCUGACAACAAAAUCACAUUAUGGAAAGAAAAUUUAAAGGGUGAAUGGGAAAUGUUGACUGAAAUGGCAGAAUAA